AUGCAAUUUACUUCUUUGACUGAAGAUAACCAUCCAGGCGACAGUCUUACCGACCAAUACCUAAGCGAAUGUGAAGCAACUCUGGAGAAGUUCAGCUUGAACUGGAAUGAGCAUGAGCAGCUGGAUUUUAUCGAACGCAUUCUCAGUCGCAUGUCUCAUAAUCAGUUAUUCUUCACGCAUAUGCUGAUUCAACCGAUGCUUCAGCGAGAUUUUAUCGCCCUGUUGCCGCAGCAUUUGGCCGAAGUUAUUCUCUACAACUUGGAUUCUCGUACAUUGGCCGCUUGUGAAGCAGUGAGCACAAAAUGGAGAGCUGUGCUGGCUAGAGGUCAGCUUUGGAGGAAAUUUAUUGAAAGAAAUGUGAGGUUGGACAAUAUGUGGCGAGGAUUGAGUGAGAAGAAAAAAUGGCGAAAAUUUAUCAUGGCUACGAGAGAAUGUGCUGCUAGCGAGAUUUGCAAUAACUAUCGAGUUCCAUAUGAGAUGAUGCGAGGUUCUGCUGAAAUG
Messenger RNA from Cylicostephanus goldi, 501 nucleotides. Lineage: Eukaryota; Metazoa; Nematoda; Chromadorea; Rhabditida; Strongylidae. The record is from the annotation of a GenBank genome assembly.